Messenger RNA from Strongylocentrotus purpuratus (purple sea urchin), 7203 nucleotides. Its product is annotated as serine/threonine-protein kinase D3. The record is from RefSeq and is a predicted model, not a curated record. NCBI's taxonomy places the organism in Eukaryota, Metazoa, Echinodermata, Echinoidea, Camarodonta, Strongylocentrotidae. Bases 210 to 3080 code for a protein of 956 amino acids. The transcript is spliced from 20 exons. Gene Ontology annotation, molecular function: ATP binding; protein serine/threonine kinase activity. Gene Ontology annotation, biological process: protein phosphorylation.
UGACCUGCGCCAUGUUUAUUUUCAGCGAAAUGACGGAACUCAGGAACAAGUGCUGAAAACACUGAAAUGGAUGUUCGCUUGUCUGCAGUGGUUGUUUCUGCAUUUUGCCGCACCCUGAUCGUGGAAAUGGAGUGCUAGUAGGCAGAAUAUUUGUUGGAAUAACCUUAACAUACAUUAGAACCUCUGCAUAAACUGAAAAUCAGAGAAACAUGGGCGAAGAGCUACCGCCGCUGCCACCGAUGACCCGACCGGGUCUGGUUCACGGAGUAUCGUUUGCCGUGCAGAUAGGAUUUGUGCGAGAGAAUUUUCAGAUUCCCCCAGAGGGAGGUGAUCCUUCCAUUCCACUCAUAAAAGAAAUCGUUACCUCAAUGGUUAGACAAAGAUUUCCAGAGCAUGAUUUUUAUGGAGUAUAUGACAAGCUUCUGCUGUUCAAGCACAACCCAGGUACAAGCUACUCUCUCACACCCGUAACAUCAGUUAGCGAUGUGACGGAGGGUGCCCUUAUUGAGGCUGUGUUAUCCGAUCAGUGGGAUGGUAGCCGAAUGAAUGACCUCGUCAGCCAAAAUCCCUCUUCGGCUUCUGCUACAGUUGAAGACCGACAGAUCCGGCCUCACACAUUAUAUGUCCACUCCUACAAGAGUCCAACAUUCUGUGACUUUUGUGGUCAAAUGCUGUUUGGAUUAGUGAGACAAGGACUGAAAUGUGAUGGGUGUGGGGGUAACUACCACAAACGGUGCGCUUUCAAAAUUCCCAAUGACUGCACGUUAUCCAAGCGACGGCGCUCUUCCUUAGCGAUUUCCUCCUCCAGUAUUCCCUGGUCUCCAUCUGAGACCAGUUUGUCCAGUGAAGAUUCUCAGCAGCAGCAGCAGCAGCAGCUUGCAGUAUUUGUAACCCACUCCCAGCAGACUCCCCUAGUGAAGAGCGACAGCUACAAGGAGCGCCGGUCACCGUCAUGGGGCAACAGGCCACUAUGGGUAGAGAGGGCAGUAGCCAGUCGCAUCAAGGUGCCCCACACGUUUGUUGUACACAACUACACUAAGCCAACCAUCUGCCAGUACUGCAAAAGGCUUCUGGUAGGGCUAUUCCGUCAGGGACUUCAAUGCAAAGAUUGUAAAUUCAACUGCCACAAAAGAUGUGCUGACAAGGUUCCUAAAGACUGUCUAGGGGAAACACCAUUGCAAGAAGGAGACAAUGAUGAUCAGGAGAGGCUGAUUGAGAGCGAUGAGAAUGAGGCUGAGGAGAAUGAGAAUGGAUCAAACAGGGACAGUAUUGGAGAUGAAACACUGCCGGACUCCCCAGUCAAUGAAAAUCCACUCAGCCCUGUUCAAAGCAACAACAUUCCACUCAUGCGUAUUGUGCAGUCUGUGAAACAUACUAAGCGAAGAGGAUCACAAGUCCUGAAGGAAGGAUGGAUGGUCCAUUACACGGACAAAGAUAGCAUGCGCAAGAGACAUUACUGGAGAAUAGACACUAAGGCUAUUACUCUGUACCAGAGUGAGAGCAGCACCAGAUAUUAUAAGGAAAUUCCACUGUCUGAAAUCCUGUCUGUGAGGAUGGUGAAACCAUCUCAGGAUGGGAGUGGUAGUGGUAGCAGCAGUAGUGGUAUGGGCAUCUCCGGGCUGGUAGGAGGAGACGGAUUCAACUCCACUCACUGCUUCGAGAUACAGACUGCCAAGACAAACUACUAUGUGGGCGAGAGAGCUUCACUAGGGGAUAGCAGCUCCGAGAAGGGGUCGGGAGGCAGUACCACCUCCAGCUCCAAACUGCCUGUGCCAUCGAGCUCAUCGGUGGAUGAGGAGCCUGAACAGAGCUGGGUCGGGGCGGAUGUGGCCAGAGAUUGGGAACAGAAGAUCCGGCAGGCCCUUAUGCCUGUCACUCCUCAGCAAAGUGGCACUAGUAUCACUAGCACUUCUAGUCCAAGAAAUGAUUCUGUAAUACAAAUUCCCAGAGGUUAUAACCCCCAUCAUCGUCAAGAGCGCAAAGAAGGUCCAGUAAAUGCCACAGAAAAUGGAGAUGAUUUCCCCGCAAAGGUCUCAGAGCCAUCUUUUCUCAACAAACGAGAAAAUAACGACAUCAGUCAGCACUACCAGAUCUUCCCAGAUGAAAUCUUGGGAUCAGGACAAUUUGGAAUUGUUUAUGGAGGUGUACACAGAACUUCAGGAAGGCAAGUGGCAAUCAAGGUUAUUGACAAGUUUCGCUUUCCAACCAAACAAGAAACUCAACUCAAGAAUGAAGUGGCCAUCUUACAUAAAGUGCGUCAUCCUGGUGUGGUGAACCUAGAGCAGAUGUUUGAGACUCCAGAGCGUGUCUUCGUUGUGAUGGAGAAGCUCAAGGGUGACAUGCUGGAGAUGAUCCUGUCCAGUGUUCAUGGCAGACUCUUUGAGAGGGUCACAAGGUUCCUCAUAUCACAGAUCUUGAUUGCCCUGAAGUAUCUUCACUCUAAGAGUAUCGUACAUUGUGACCUCAAACCAGAGAACGUUCUACUCUCAUCAGAUGGGGAUUUCCCUCAGGUGAAACUUUGUGAUUUUGGUUUUGCUCGUAUCAUUGGUGAAAAAUCAUUCCGGCGCUCUGUGGUAGGCACCCCAGCCUACCUGGCCCCAGAGGUGCUUAGGAGUAAGGGGUACAAUCGCUCGCUAGACAUGUGGUCUGUUGGUGUCAUUGUCUAUGUCAGUUUGAGUGGUACAUUUCCAUUCAACGAAGAUGAAGAGAUCACAGAUCAGAUCCACAAUGCAGCAUUCAUGUUCCCACCCAACCCAUGGAACGAGAUAUCAGAAGGAGCCAUUGAUCUCAUACGGAAUCUCCUGCAAGUCAAGAUAAGGAAACGCUACACAGCAGACAAGUCUCUAGCACACCCAUGGUUACAGGAUUAUCAAGUAUGGCUUGAUCUACGUGACCUGGAGACAAUAGUCGGCUCACGCUACCUGACCCAUGAAAGCGACGAUGAGCGAUGGAGUGCCUACCAGCAGGCACAGUUGGGUGCAGGUAACGACCCCGCACCAGGAGGGAAUUCCCCGGACAACAACUCAACCCACCUACAACUGAGUCCCGUCAGGCACAUGGACCGUGUUAGCACUCUGUGAUCACCCGUCUUUAUGGAAUCAAGCGAAGCUUAGCUUUGGAAGAGCACCAGUGUGCCACACAUGUCUAUGUGCUCUCUAGGAUUUACGCUUUCAGUUACUAAAGAAUUAUGAGACUAGUCUCUUUUGUGUGUGGACAAACCUGUAGUAAAGCCAUCAUACACUUUCAAUUAGAGCAGAGAUGUUCAGUCUGGGUCAUAUCGUAGGUACCCCAACUCUCUUGAAGAUAACUUAUAUCACAAAGGAUAUGGACUCCAGAAAACAUAGCAGUGAGACAGCAAAUCUCUGUAUUAGAUGUCUACGUAAAACCAGCACGAUUGAAAACUUCCGAGCAUCAGUAUUGGACACAAGCUACUGGUAUAGAAUCUCUUUCAAACAGGUCAUCCUUCAAUUAAAGCAUGACAACUAUUUGAGGUACCAGGAAGAUACAUGAAGAAAGCCCACCCUUGUUAGUCCUUCAAACAAGCAGGGUGCUUCUAUUUUUGUGCUGUGGAGGAUUGUGCUUCACCUCUCAAGUGUCAGAAAGAAGAAAGUUCUGUCCUCAAAGUCUUUGGUUCUUCACGCCUGGCAUAGCUGUCUAAAUAUCAUUUUCUCUUAUUUAUACCACAUGGAUAUAGAUUGUGUUUCAGCCAGUACUGUAUAUACCUACAUCUCCUCCUCCUCCCAACAGUGAUUUCACAUUUGACUGUGGAAUAGGAUUCAUCGUUGAUGAGCACACAUCAUUCUUUGACCUAGAUGAGAAACCAGUGAUUAUUUUGUGUAGUCAGCCAGCAAUGCUUGAUUGCAUGUUUCACUCACUGUCAGGAGUAGCUACCAGGAGAACAUAAACCGAUAUUUAUCUGCAUAUUUUUUGUGUUGAAGAAAUUGAAGCCUCAGAACAAUAUUCCUUGCCAGAGUCUCUGUUGGUUUGGACUCAAAUGGAAACUAUAUAUAUAUUUAUAUGUAAUUUUUUUGUUAUAGUUUUUGUUUUUUGUUGAUGGACUUGAAGACAGAAGUGGAUACAACUCAAGAUAUGAUUGCCAACUAGAUGCCAAGCAAUGACACAACUGGUCUUUGCAUUGAAAUUUAGCCGCCUUUAUCAGCAAAAAUGAAUACCGGCUUGUUGAAAGGAAACAAACAUGAGAUCGAUGGAUGCAUUAGAUACAGAGAAGUGGCUGUAUUUAUUCAAAAUACAUUUUGUCCAUCUCCGAAAACAGUGCAAAUCAAGUCAGGGGAAUAUAGUUAUAUAUACAUCACUGCGCCGGAAGUUUGACAGACAUAGCUGUGUGCCUUCGCAAAAAAAAUUAUUCGUAAAUGGACCUCUGCCACUGGAGAACGUUGAGCAAUGACUACAAGACUUACAUAUUAACACAAACAAAAUAAGAAACAUAAAACACAAUGUAUCAUCACCCAUGAUUGAAAAGUAUUUGAACUGAAUCAUCGAUGGCUUUGUAACAAUGGAGAUUGGUUUUUAUGGAUGCCUACUUGAUGUAUUUCGCACAAACUUGAAGCGUGCAUAAAAGGUUCGCACAACCACAGAGCAAGAAUGGAAGCGGGACAAAUUGCGGAUAAACGGCACCAGUUGGAAGAAUAAGUUUUCUUUCCCUUUUUUAAAAGUUGGUGAAAUCUUUCAGUGUCACAUUUUAAACAUUUUUUUGUGCAAUAUAUAAUCCCUCAUAAGACAAAAUGUGAGGGUUUUAUGCUGAUGUAGAGUGUAGUAAAUUUUUGUGUGUAUGUAGAAUUGAGUGUAUGAUAUUAUUAUCAGGAAAUAUGGUCAAAGCAUAUUAGGGAGUUGACAAGUUGGUAUAAUGUUGUGUUCUUAUCUGUAAAUGGUCAAAGUAUGCACACAUUUUUCCUUCAUUUUUAUUGUUUUUUAUAUAAAUUAGUGGUUUUAUUGAGUGUUGCUCAUAUUUUGUUGGUCGCAUUUGGUAAUGAGAUGAAGAAUUUAAUCAAUUUUGUUAAUUUGUGAAUUUGUGGCAUAAAAUACAACCCUCCCCUCUUCUUACACCCCAUAAAUCUCUGUUGAGUAUAAUGUAUUGUUGGAUUUGAUUGUGUGGUGAUUGUACGACAUCUCUCAUUAAAAAGCUGUAUAAUUGGAAUUUAGCUGUGUGAUGUAAAAUUUUAUGCUAACCGUUCAUGAAGACAUGACUCUUUCUGUCAAAACCAGGCAUAUUUUACAAUUUGUUUUAAAAGAAAGUAUGGCAUUUUGAAGGUACAACUCUUAAGAAAUUUAAUUAGAUAUAUUUGUAUACAUAUAAAGAUUGUGAUAUGAAAGUUUUCUGUGAUUGUUCUCUUUUUGCUUGAGAAUUUAAAAUUGAAAAGAAAGGAUCACUUUUGUGGCAGAAGUCUAGUAGCAAACAUCUUUACCGGUACAUCCUAUUGAGAAGAGUAUUGCUGGGAUGCUGCAGUCUACAAACUCCUGGUUUUGAAAGAAAGAAUCACUUAUAUUGUUCUAGGACACUUCUUUUGUUGUGUUGUAGAACUUGUGACAGAGAAUACUAGUGGAGAAAGAAAGGAGAAACGAUUGUAUUUUGCAUUAUUGAAUGAGAUUGACACUUUCAAAAUUUGAUAAAGUGGCAUCAUGACAAACACAGUAAUCUUUGAAUCUUCUGAGAUUUUUAUGGUUGUGUAUAGACAUUGGUAUUCAAUGUCCUACGUGUAAUUCUUACCCCAAAGUUAUACCAUGUUAAAAUUCUCUCCUUUCUAAAUUAGACAUCAGUUUUGUGUCUUCAAAAUAAGCACACAGAACAUGAAGCUAAUGAAGAACUUUAAUAGUAGUAGAUAAAAUAUUGUGCAUUUUUUUAUAUAAAAAAUCCAGUUUUAGUAUUAUUUGCCUUUAUCACUUAUUAUUUACUCUAUGCAAUUAUGUGGUUUAAAUUGCAUAUUUAGAAGAUGUAGCUGCAAUGUACACAUAUUUUAAGAUAUUGAACUAGAAAGGAGGUAUAAUGUUUAAUUCAACUCCCAUGUUUAUCUAUCACCCUUUUAGUUGAUACAAUUUUGUUUUUUAUAAAUAGGAUAUGGUCAAAAGGAUUGUAGCCUCCUAUAUUAUGAAUUAUUUACCAGACUAUUUAAUGAUGCGCCCAAAAGUGAUUUCAAUUUGAUGUUUUAUUGGGUAUUUCAUUCAAUUGAUAUUACAGUAUAAGCCCAACAAAUCCUUAACAUAAACUCCUUUUAUAGCAACUUCAUACAACUCAGAUUAGUAAUCAUUUGGAGAAAUAAUGCAAUGACUAUCAUUCAUAGAUAGAGGUUAUUUUUUCUGUCAUUUAACUGUACGCAUAUGAUUGGUACUCUCAACUUGAGGUCCAAUUAUUUCAUAAUGCUUGCCCAAAUAACAAGUUUUCUUGCCUAGGGAAUUUGCUCAUAUGGAAUACACAAAUGAGAAAUAUGAUUUGUAUUUUUGUAUUCUUACGUCAUAUGAAGGUAAAACUGAUAAGUCACAUUAUGAAAUCAAUUUAAUUUUGAUAACGGGUCUUUCAUUUUCAAUUUAUUAAAUGGAUUCUUUCAGUAUUUUUUAGAAUUGUAAUGUAUUGUAUGCUCAGAUUAAGAAACUUUUUAAGAUCAAAGGCACUCUAGUAAUUAUGCCUCAACUCAAGGACUUCAUAUCUUUGAAAAUUAUCAAAUUAAGCAAAAACUACAUUGAGCAAAAUCAAAUGAAAGAAAAAAACAUUUAGUGAAAAAACAUGAUCAGGGAGAGUAAAAUAUUAAGUAAGCUUUUUUGGUUGAAAGCCAUUAUUAAAAGCCAUCACUGAUAGUGGUGUCUCUAAAACCAUUAGCUUUAUGUCUUAAUUAAUCUAGAGAUCAUGCAUACCAAAUUGAACAGAAACAUUUGAAUAUUACAAUAUGAUGUAACUUCUUUUUGUAAAGUAGAUUUGUCCUCCGAAGUUAGCAGAUAUGUUUUGUAUAUUAGAGUUUUGUGGAUAUUUGAAAUAUUGUGGUGCUCUUCAGUUUGUCAAACCUAUUUAUUCUACAGCAGAAAGCUAUGUAUUUCCUAUCUGAUGUUUUUGACUGAAGUUCCACAAACAUUUUUGGUCAAUCUGUUGCAUGUCCUGAAACUGUUCCCUGUCCUUUGUUCACCAGUGUUUAUUGACUUGAACGGCAGCAAUGAAUAGAGGCUUCUUCAGAUAUGAUGCGGUAAACUGCCAAAAAA